This is a messenger RNA of Porites lobata, 15432 nucleotides long. Lineage: Eukaryota; Metazoa; Cnidaria; Anthozoa; Scleractinia; Poritidae. The record is from the annotation of a GenBank genome assembly.
UUUCAACAGAUUACAACCUACCUGGGAAAACGUGAUUUUGUGGAUCAUCUUGAACACAUUGAUCCUGUGGGUAAGUUUUCUUUGUUACUGAUUUUGUCACACUGAAUUAUUACAACAAUCCCUUAAGGUUGUAUGAGACACCCUGGACUCAUGCAUAAAGUGCAACAAGUGGACAUUGACAGCUUUAUGAGAAAUUCAUGACUGGAAAAAAAAUUUGACUUUUCCAACAAUUUUGUGUCCAAGAAUUCAGUGAAGAUGGAGAACUUCAGGAGCUGAGUCUGCAGAGUGGAAAACUUGGUUGACUGUAGUGUGUCAGGAAAAGAGCAGAAUUUUAAAAGGGCACUUGUAGAUAGGACAUAAAGCAUUACUUUCAGAGAUGACAGAUUUUGCUUAUUUAAAUGAUUAUAAUUAUCUUAGUAGCAUAGUGGCAUAGUGGUUGGCAUUUUGGUUUUCCCCUCUCCUUAAAACCAACAGUACUCUGCCGCUCAUAAGCCGUGGUCUUAUAAAUCUUCGUAAAAUUUUUUUGGUUUUCUUUUAUGUAACUUCAACUCUAUGCAUAAGCUUUUUACCAGCCUAAUAGCAAGCAUGGCUAAUUUCAGACGCUACUAGAUUGCAAGCCCCACAUAAUUGAACGAUUUGCUUUACAACAAUAAAUUUUCAAUGUUUUUUAAGCUUUUGUAUUUGCACUUUUAUGUCAUAGAUGGUGUUGUGUUAAUAGAUCCUGAUUUUGUUAAGGAUGGAAAAAAAGGUUUGUAAGGAAUAUUCUUGGUGAAUUUUUUUCUGUAAAACUCCUGCAGAACCUUUGACAAAGUUUAUAAAUCUGUUGUGAAAGUGAGGAUUUUUUAAAGCUACAGGUGAUCUUAGGACACCUGUUAGUGUAACACCAUCCACACAAAUUAUACCAGAGUUUUAAAGCAGAGCUCUACACACGCACUUCACAGAGCCCCAUAGCUAAUAAAAUUUGGUUAUCUAUCCAUCAAAGAAAUUUUGGUAGUCACAUGACAAUACAUCUGCUGGCCAGACUGUCCAUCCACACUUCGUGAAGUAAUAAAUGUUUUUCCUUUUGUGUUACAGUAUUUGCUCAUGUUCUGGCAGCAUUUAGGUAAGACAAAAUAAUAUUCAAAUAGCAACCUAUUAUAGUUAGCUUUAUGGUUAAGCUUGAGCCUUUGGAAAUUUAUGGAAUCUGAAGAGCUUAAAAGAGUAUGAACCCAGUGAAAAGCCGUACAAAUAUAUGUAUGUGCAGUACCAUGCAGUAUAUCCAUUACCACUGUUUACAUACAUGUGUACAUGUAUGCCUGGAUGUGACUGGCUGUAUGGUAUGACUGUACAUGUUUAAGGUACUGGCCAUACCAUGGAGAUGUGUUGAGUGAUCAUUACUUUAAUUUGGCUGACAGCAAGUUUCUUUGUUGUUGUUGUUUUUUUACAGAUAUGGACGAGAAGAUUUGGAUGUGCUUGGUCUUCAAUUCAGAAAGGACCUUUUUCUGGUACAUAUGCAUCCUUACUAAUAAUUAUUGAUAAUGCCUUCACUUUCAGUGUCAUUGUUCUUAAGCGAGAGGGGGUGAAUGCUUAAUAAUGAAUGUCAUAGUGUUUUAACUUAUCAGCCCAUCUGGUUAUACAGUCAUGUUUCUGCUGCAGUAGAAAAAAAAUAGAUACAUCUAAACAUACAAAAACUACUAUUUGGGGGGGGGGGGGAUGGGGAUGUUAUUAUCAGUGACUUAUUGACCUGCUUGUGUUACUAUGACAACACUUUUCUUUCCAGUCAGCGGUCAAGAUUUUGCAUCCAUACAUAAAAAAUUCCGGUUAAAAAAGGACCUAAACAAUGGCUUUUCUUUUUCCUUCUUUUUUUUUUUCACUUCUUUUAAUAUCUUGAAAUAAAAUACUGUUUUACAUAAGUACGCGGUAUGUUUUCAUAUACAUUGUAAUAACCAGAUUAAAACAUGUCAUGGAAACUUGGAGAUAUGGAAUUUAUCUUCCUGUGUUCAAAUCUACCGUAAAAUUCCAAAAGUAAGCCCCGGGGCUUAUAUUUUUCAAAGGUCCUUUUUGAGGGGCUUAUUUUUGGAGGGGCUUAUAUUCAGAGGGGCUCAUCUAUGAAGGGAAAUUUACGACUCAAAAUCGAUUGGGCUAGCGUUAUAGUUGGAAGUAAAUUUACCGUUUUUACUUUGCUUUACAUUGUAUUUGAGGACAAUUUUCCAAUUACAAGCCCUGGGGGGCUAAUAUUUGGAGGGGUUUAUACAUGGAGGGGCUUAUUUCGGAAUUUUACGGUAUACUCAUUUGUUUGCUGUGCUCACUUAUGAGAUAUCAAUUUGACAAAGGAAGAUACAAUGUUAAUUUCAUAUCUCUACCCAUGCUUGUAUUAUUCUCUCUGUUUGAUGUCAGUGGGGUUGUUUAGCUAGUAGCUUAUUAUUAUUAACUUAUGGAUAGGAUGAUUAAUACAGCUGUAUGAUAUUACUUUGGCAGCUUAUCUUCCUGAUAUAAAGGUUUGUCAAAACUGUCCAAUCUUACUGUACAGUGCAGUUUAAAAUGCACCAAUCAAUAACUUGUUGCUUUUAAUGUCACAUACUCUGUUUAUAUCUUCACCUGGUGAAGACCAGUGGUAAGACAGGGCUGUCAGUAGGUUUUGAAGCAGCCAGAGCAAGAUUCACCCGUAACAUCUCAAAAAAAUUUAUAUUGUUAUCUUUGGCUUUCCACUUUGAUCACAAGAAACAUCAAAUAAAUUCAGUUGUAUCAGGUGUAAUGGGUUAUGGCCCUUAAGAUGACUCUUGUAAGAGGCUGAAACCUUGCAAUCAGUAUCAAAACAAAUCUAAGGUAAAGCUUAAACUCAUUUUGUUUUCACAGGCCACUAUGCAAGUUUAUCCACCAAAACCAGAGGAUGAAGUUCCCUUGACAAGACUUCAAGAAAGACUGCGUAAAAAGCUAGGGACUAAUGCCUACCCAUUCAAGUUUGAGGUUUGUUUAGACAGACGGAGAAUUUGAGUAGUUUCUUUUGUAUUUUAAUGUGAACUUUACAACGCAGGCUUCAAGGGACUAUCAAAAAGUCAUUAUUUUCGCUUGAUAGUCUACUGCUGGUCAGUUUGUCUUCAAAGCUCAUCAGACAUGUUAUGUCCCAUCUUUUCGGCAUGAAACCUAGUCAACAGUUAACUUUUCAAUUUACCAAUUUUUCCCGUAAUUAUUUCUGCAAAGUAAUAUUAUAUUAACGCAGUUAAUCUAAUCUGAUUAGGAGUAAAACCGUGUAUUUAGCACAUAGUUACAGAAGUCCUAGGGAACAAAUGUCUGUCAGUAAAACUAUCAAGCAGCGAUCCUCUAUAGAGGGUCCUCUCACUUGAUAAAGCUAACUGUACACGUAUUUCAGCUAUUAUACUACUAUAUGAGAAAUUUCGGCAAUUUGAUUGGCUUAGAGCAGUGGUAUUUCACCUUAAUUUGAAAUACCUGCAUGUGAAAAUUACAAACCUUUUGCCGAUAGUAGUAUAAACAAAUAAUAGCAUGAUUUGUACGUGAUAUUUGGUAUAAAUACCAGUUGUGAUAUUUCAAAAUUGUCUCAAAUUUCACUCGUGUAAAAUUUUGUAUAACAAUUUUGAAAUAUCACUCAUGGUAUUUUUCCCAAAUAUCACUACAAAUCAUGCUAUUACUUAUACAUAUUUACUCUAAAAAAUUUAUGACCAUCAAUUUUGUUUCCUAGUUGCCCAGAGGAUCUCCUUCAUCUGUAACACUCCAACCAGCACCAGGAGAUACAGGCAAGGUACUGGAAACAGAGAAAAAACAAACGACAAACUUUUAUUCAUACAUCUAGUUAAAAAUUACCACAAUUAUUUUUCCACCCCCCAAGAAGAGAACAAAUCAAGGUUGGGAGAGAAGAAAAAAGUGGGAAUUUCAAAUAUCAAGCUAACUAAUAUUACAGCUUUAGCUGCAAAGGUAACAUUGAUUUAAUGGGAUUGUACUAGUUGGUGAAAUCAGUAUGUGUAAGGAAAUUAUUGGUAAUAAAAUAAAAAAGAUUGUGCUGUUGUGGGAAAUACACCUAAGCAACUGUAUCUCUCCUCUCCUUGCUGAUUAAUGGAUGCACAAUUUUCAAGGAGUACAGGGCCUCAAGGAUGUGUAACCAUAAUGAAUAGUUUUUUCUUAUUAUACAGUCAAGAUCCUACCACCCUUGAAAAUCAAAAAAACCUCUGGCGUGUUUGUGACAUGUUUUCUACUUAUUUCUGAGAACUUUGAUACAUGUAGGUGUCAUCAAAAAAUGCAAAAACAACAAAAGUUGAUGUGUAAUUGUGUAAUUUCAAAGGAUUGAGAAAAAAUAAAACAUUUUAAAUGCACAACUCCAUCUUCAGUAAACUUUAAUUUUGAUCGCUCAGGAAAGACUCGAUCAAUAUUCAUACAUGUGCAGUUGUCAAAGAUUUGUGGAAAAACAUGUCAAAAAACAUUGUUAGCUGAAGCAUUCAUGGGACUGGGCAGGAACUUUGAAUUGUACUUUGAUAUUGCUGCUUGACCUGUGUUUAACCCCCUGGUUGUUGUUUGUUAAUUAAGUGAUAGAAUAUGGGACUGGCAAAAUAUAUUCACUAUAAAGAGGUUUCCUUACAUUAAGGUUCUUUUUCAUACAUUGUACUAUUUCUGGGGCAAAGGAUAUUGUUUGUUGUCUAGAGGUUCGUUAUAGAGGUUCCACUGUAAUGGCAUAAUUUCAAAAGUUAAAUCAAUAUCAUUUGUGAUCUCUCAGUUGAAGUGUAUAAAAUUACAAGGCCACUGAAUCGUAGUCGGCAGUUACCGGCAGCGUGCCAACAAACUAACAAUAAAUGACUGUUUAACUGUGACGAUAGACGGAUUGAAAGGCACCAAUGACAUUACCAGUCUUCAUAGCCACUUAAUUGACCAAUCAGAUCAAAAACCAGAGUUUCAUACCAUCAACUGACGUGAUACAACUCACUUUUACUCUGAUGAUGACUACCGCAGAGGUUGUUGAAAUUCAGUGACUGUCAACAACAGUCCUAUUCAGUUGUAUGUUCACCCGGACGAUCAUACUCAAGGUAUUUAUAUAAAAUUACUCUUGUUUCUUGACAAGUGCACAUAUCCUGUGUAUUUUCUUUUUGUGUCCUCCAGCCAUGCGGAGUUGAUUAUGAACUUAAAACAUAUAUCAGCGAGUCACCCGAAGAGAAGCCUCAUAAAAGGUGACCACUUCUAAAAUAUUAUUUUGCCAACUAAAAUAAUAUUGAAUCUUGUGAUGCUUUAAUAUUAACAGACUUAAUUGUGGACUUAAUUUUUGUUGUUACUCUCUUUAUAGGAACACAGUAAGGCUGGCAAUUAGGAAAAUCACAUAUGCACCAGAGCGUCCCUUACCCCAGGUUUGUAUUGUACUUUAUACUUGGGCGGAGCACCACGUAAAGGAUUCACAAUGCUUAGAAAUGUCCCAAAGUUGCUUUUUUGGGGACAAGAUUGGGCGCGCAAAUUCCAUGAGUUUUCGGUCUGAGUCGGUUAUCUGACGAAAUGAGAGCGGAAUUUGUUUGAGACAUCUCGAGAUCACUUUGAGUUCUUUUAUUUUUUUUUGAGGAAGAAAUAAUUGUUAUUCUUAGCUCACCGCGGGUUUGAACCGACUCACCUACAAACCCGUCAGAUCAGAUGAGACUCUAAGUUGAAGGAUUAGCCAAUUGCGCCAUUGCAACCCAAGGUAGUUUGUAAGGCGAAAAGUAGCUAUAAAAUCAUGCACUAUAGUCUUGGGACAAGAUUGACAUGUCACUUCUUGACUUUUUGGCUUGUUUCAGCGGUUUCAUGAGUUGAGACCGGAAUUACUUCGAGAUAUCUCGAGAUCACUUCUAGUUCUUUUGGCCACAAUGAAUAUUUUAAUAAUUCAUUCGAGGAAUAAAGAAUUUGGCUUCCCUGGGGUUUGAACUGACUCAUCUACAACCUAGUCUGCGACCCAUCAGAUCAGAUGCUAAGUUGACAGAUUAGCCGAUUGCACCACUGCAACCUAAUGUGAUUUGUCAAGUGAAAAUUAGCUAUCAUAUCACUGUAAAAUGGUCUAUUGAGUGGUAUCCCGCCUGGAUGAACCAAGUAAGCACGGAUUUAACCAGAUAUAAACACACACAUGGAUUGAGCCAAGACACGCUUUUAAUGGCCACCAACUAACUCCUGUCUUACAAUCUACUGCGCAUACCAUAAUGGCCGCGAUACUGCGGUAAUACACUACGUAUUGGAGGAAGUAAAUGUGGAUUACAAAGUGUUGGACUUGAAAAGUAGCUUCUUUAACAGUGCCGGAUCGAGACCUUGAGAUAAGGGGGGCCCCCAGUCAUCCAGACCCUUUGAUGGGGGGGGGGGGGCAGUCUCCAAAAAAUUUUUUUUUGCCCUUCGGGCCUCAGUUUGGUCUAAAAAUAAGGAGAGCCCCAGGCCGGGCCCCUCCCCUAUAUCUGUCACUGUAAACCCUGUCUGCCCAAUUAAAUAAAUUAUAGUACUUUGCAAACAUUUUGCCAAAAAGGUUUCAUUUGAAUGGUGCAUAUGUAACAGAUGUGCAUGUAACAGAUUAAAAAGUUAGGGUGGCAAGUAAUCUUGCCACAACUUGGUCAAAGUGAAAGUGCAAGUUAGAGGAUCUUUUGUAACUUGUGGUCUCACAAGAGUGCACAUGAUUUGCUACUCAGCAGUUUUACUUAGCUAACUAGACGGCAUGUUUUACAGCAGAGCAUUUUGAGGAAACUUUUAAACUGACCAAAUAAUUAUUAUUCUGAAUUUGUUAAACAGCCCAGGGCUGAAACAGAUAAAGAGUUUAUGUUGAGUUUGCAUAAGCUCCACAUUGAGGCAUCUCUGGACAAAGAGGUAAACAGAAGCAUUGUUUUGUGUUAGUUUUUGUGUGCAUUAAUUGCAAAGCCUUCUCCCAGCCACUGUGUGAGUAUUAGAACAACCAAGCACUUUGUAAGCCAACACCAUCAUUCAUGUCUGGGUCUUUGUACUGAAUAUAAUUUAAGGUUUGUUUAUAGUGGAAAGUGCACUUAGCUUAUCCACCUAGUUUACAGGCACUCCACUCAGUUACAUAGAAACAUAUAAUUCAAAUACAACAUAACAGGAUUAAAAACCCCAACUGGCGGAAGGCAACCAGUUGACUAAUAUUUGACAAGUGUGGCACAGGAUCUGAACUCAGGAUGACAGAGAACAAAUCCAGCAAGUCGCCGGAGUGGGUCUCGAGCCUGUGACUGCUGCAUUGUGAGUCCGACGCGCUAAUCACUCAGCCACACUGCCUCAAAUUUUUGGCAUGGUCCAUGUUCAGUCAACCCUUCCUAAGCUAAAACAGCUGGCACAUGAAUAGUUAGGGCUAGGAGACAAAGGGAAAUUGUGAAUCAACGUAUCUUAAAAAAUUUUAACCUGAAUUUAAUUUUGACCUGUAACAUAUACGUCUAAAUGGGCCUGAGAAAUGCCCGUAGAGAGUUGAAGAAAGUGACUGAAGAACAGCAGGAACCAACUCUAGUGGUCGUUUUUUGAAGGACUGUCCAUUAGUAGAGAAUUAAUUCUACUUGUAUAUUUUUCUCUAACUCUUGAUAAUUCACGGUACAUGUACCAUCAACAGAUGUAUUAUCAUGGGGAGGAAAUUGGAGUAAAUGUACAUAUUGCAAAUAGCUCAUCCAAGACAUGCAAGAAAAUAAAAGUUACAAGUAAGUGAAGGCUAUUUUCUCAACUUGAUUUAUAUAUUUAAAGGACCAAUUAAUGCCUGGUUAAUCUUGAAUUAAAGAUAUGCUGUCAAGGCCUUCUUUAAGAAACAUUUUUGAAAGCAAAUCCCACGAAAUGCAAGGUGCCCAGAAGGUUCAAUUUUUGUGCAAAAACAUUGAGAUUUCCAUGUUGUGAAAGAGCAAUUAAGUUGCACGAGGCCAUCAGGGAUGGCUAGAGUACAGCUCUGAAUGUUGUCUGAGACUAGAGCAAAGGGUUGGAGAUCAUUAAUUUAUGUCAAACCUGUCAUAGUAAUAGUUUAGUCACAAACUAAGGUAUUUUUAAUGGCAAAAGUUAAAUCCAAAAUAGGAGGAAUACACAGCUAGUACUCAAAACAAACUAUAGAAGAUAAAAGUGAAUACCAGUAGAAGUAUCAUAAAAGGCAAAAAUAGUUCCAAGUUAGUACACAGAGACUGCAACCCCCCUCUAUCUAUCCCCUUGGAGAAAUUCGUAAGGCUAGUUAGUUUGAAGGAGUAGUUAAGCCCAAAAGAAAAAUCCUAAUGAUGCUGAAAGUUUUUAUGACCGACAGCCAUGCUUUAUCAAAACUCAAAAAAAAAAAAACAACCAGGGGGGAGGGGUGGCCUCGACAGAGUGACUUUGCACAUUUGUCGCAAUUGACACCUUCAGAAACCUAUUUAGGGCUACUGACACUUGUGAUGUUUUUAGUUUUGAUAAAGAUGGCUGUCAGUCAUUGAAACUGUCAGCAUCAUUAUGGUUUUUCUUUCAGACUAUGCUUGAAGAACAUUUGAAUAGAUACUCUAUCUAUCCUGUUCCCCUAUUUCAGUACUUUGUUGUAAUGCAUAUACCCCAUACUUUCUCUCACUACCAAGACCAAAACAUAUGAAGCAAAAAAAAAAAUCUUAUGUAUUGCAAACAAAAACAUUUGGAGCAAAAAAAGAUGUAUUGGAAAGGGGACAGGCUAUUGUUAUCAAGAUUUUUUUUUACUUGAAGCUCGACUAAUGUCUAGGAAAUUUCAGGGGAUAGCUUUUUCUGUUUUUGUGUCAUGUUUCUUUUUGGCAAUGCAUUUCAGACCAAUAGUUGCUGUACUUUUUGUAAAUUUCAGUACGACAGUUUGCAGACAUCUGCCUGUUUUCAACUGCACAAUACAAAUGUCCAGUGGCCUCUUUAGAAUCUGAGUACGUAUCUGUCAUGUACACUGUUUAAAAAAGCAACCUGAGUUUGAUUUGAAAUCACAAGUAUGAUUUCAGACCAAAACUGCACAACACGAAGUUCAAUUACCACUUUAUUACAUCCAUUUUACCUACAAUUUGAUUUGUUACUAUAAACAAGAUUUGAAAUGUGUUUGGUUGUGCUGUUUUAGUGAUCCUUUUUUAUUGGCUGGGAAAAAGAUUGUGAUUCGUGGAUAAAUCACACUGCUGAGAGUCAAUCAGAUUGCAGGGAUCACCAAUGAUUUCAAAACGGAUGUAAUAAAUUAGUAAAUUAAUAAAUAAAUAAUAAUUGAGAGGUAGUUCAAUGGAUUCACUUAGUGGUCCUUUGUCUAACAUUCCUGGUCAAAUUGGAAUUUGGAAGUGUUGGAUUUGAGGGGUGGGGAAACCAGGUUUCCCUGAGGAAGAACCUUGCAGUGCAAGGAGAGAACUAACAGCUCAUCCCAUAUAUGGCACCGACGCCAGGAUUUGAAUUUGGGCCGAAAAUUAGUGGAAGGAGAGUGCUCUCAACACUGCUCCUUUUUUCCCCCCCCCCACCCAAUAUAUGACUAUUACAUUAUUUUACUUGUUUAGUUGGAGAGUUGCACAUACCAUACAGACAAGGCUAACCUGCUGUUCGUUAGUGCAUGAAGGUGUUUCAUUUAGCUUGUUAAAUGUUUCAAGUGUUCAGAUCAUGUUACAAGACAAAAUUAAAUUCAGAUUAAUCUUUUUUUAACCUAGGUUGGUUCUCUAUUUGCUUUGUCUGCUAGCGCCCUAAUUCAUGAAUAAUUUUAUUAGGACUAGGAGACAAAGGAAGUUGGGAAUUACCCCACGUUAAAAUAGGUUAACGUGAAUUUCAUUUUGACCUGUAACAGGCACAAAGGAAAGAGGUACAGUAAAUUUUCCUUGUAACUGACUUUUAGUCCCAGAUCAAACAUUGAACUCCACAUGACUGUACAGGUCCAUCCUCAAGGUAAUGGGAAAAAUCUUUUGUUCUGUGUCACUCAUUAAUGUUAAGUUCAUAACAUGUGAAGUUCAAUGUUUGAUCCCAGCCUUAGAGUAAAAGUGUUCAGUAUUAAUUUUGUGUUAUUUUUACAUUGUUUUAUUUUUGCGUAGAGAUGGGUUUCCAGUUGGACAAAGUGGUACUUUAUCAAAAGUUUAUCGCCUGACACCAUUACUAACCAACAACAGGGUAAGGAUGCCUCUUCUUGCAUGUUAUUAUAAUAAAUUAUCAUAAACUAUCAUAACAUUAAGAAGAAGCGCUACGUGAGUGUUUUAGUUAACUGCAUGUUUAAUCAGAAACAACAAGCUACAAUCGGCGACAAAAUUGUUGAGACUUUGUACUCAAAUAAGGUAACUUUGGAGAACAAAAGAAUCUGCGCCCCUCCCCUGUUCCCUCCAUUCAAAGUUGGGGUGUUUGUUGUUUUUUAUAGGUAGCUCGAACAUCGGCACAACAUUGCAUGGAUAGGAUGGAGGAGGAAAAGCUAUAUUUCCUCCUUUUGAAGUUAGUAAAAAGGUAAAGAAGCCCCGUGGUGUCUCAACUCAUUUUGUUGCCGAAUGUAGCUGCCCAUUAUUGCUGACACGUUUGGGAUCAUGAGUCAGUUUGUAUUGAAGUAAGAGUCUUUAUUAACAGGAUCUGAGAGAAAAUGUCUUUGACAACAUUUGCAUUACCAAGGGACUAUGUUGUUUUCCUUAGUAGUGGGGUGUCUCUAACAGUGAAGUGUCCACAAGGCAAAAGUCCUCAGGCCAGGGGAAGGAGGGGGAGGUGGGCACUUGAGGAAUGUUUGCUUCAGGUUAGGGUUAGAGAUUAUCCAUCUGCUGAAAGUGUGUGUGUCUACAGUCAAUUUUACAAGGUUCAUACAGUCUUGAAUUCUUGAAAAAGUCUUGAAAUUUGCAAAGCAAUUUUCCAGACCUGGAAAAAGUCUGGAAAAUAGAGAUAAAGUCUGGAAUAAUGGCAAACAGUCUGAUCAACAAGAGCUUAAGAAGUGUAUUUGUUCCCCCUUGGUCAAAUCUGGCCCACAGCCGAGACAUUCAAUCAGAUAAUGAGAAGUUUCAGAACUUGCUUAUUUCUGCAGUGCAGCGUGGUUACUUUACAAUGUACCUUAGCGAUGCAUCAUGAAAAAAGCUUGGUUCUUGUGUUUUUCAAGGUCUCUGUUGUUCACCUAUAUAAUUUACAGGUAUAAAGAAAUAAACACUAUAUUUGUUCUUACAAAGUUUGUUGUACCAUCCUUUGUUUCUUUUACUUUUGAAGGAGAAAAGAGGAUUAGCCCUGGAUGGACAACUUAAAUAUGAAGAUACAAAUUUAGCCUCUUCAACCAUGUAAGUAUGUAAUAUAAUGUGGCAUCCAGGUCCAUAUAUCAAUCGUGUACCUCUUAAAUAAUGAUUUAGAAAUAACAAAUCCACUUAGUGUGUACCUGAUUCCUGGUCGAAUUGGAAUUUGGAAAUGUUGUUUUUGAGGAGAGGGGAAAACAGGAGUACGCGGAGAAAAACCUCUCAGAGCAAAGGGAAGAACCAACAACAAACUCAACUCACAUAAAUUAUGAUGUCGACGCUGAGAUUUGAACCCAGACCAUAUUGGUGGGAGGCGAGUGCUCUCGCCACCCUUAAGAUACUAACAACAUCAUUAUUAGUCUCAUUCAAAAGUAUCGUCAGAGGUGUAAUUUGAAUGGUCACAUCAGAAGAUUUCUUUCACAGACUCAAAAGGUAGUACAAAUCUUUUCGGUAGAAACUGCGCCAUUGGAAAAUUAGUACAUGUAGCUUUUAUUUAAGUUGUUGCGCUAAAGGAUUUUUUCACAGAUUUCCAAAGAUAGAACCUCUUAGAACCACCUUGCACAGCAACGGUACCACCAAAAAGGGCUGCUCGGUAGCUUUUAUGUGAAUGCUCACAGCAAUAUUAUUACAGCAGCAAAGCGGGCUCUGGAACUGAUUUGGUUAAAUUGGCUACUCCUCGGUUACCAUACGAAUCAGAAAUAUGGAAAAAAAAUACCAAGUGACCUGAAAGUUGCAAAAGGUGAAUUUUUCUUUCUAACUCUUGUACUGUUUCCUGUGUUGUAGAAUGGAUGACGAUUCUCAGAAGGAAAACCUUGGUAUAAUAGUUCAGUAUAAAGUGAAAGUGCGCGUUAUAAUGGCCUACGCAGGGUAAGAAAUCAUUUCAUUUGUUAUCUAAAACAGCAGGAAACACAAUGCAAGUGCUAUUUACGGUGCUACCUUUCUUUUCAUCACUGUACUGGUCGGGCAAAUCUUGGAUGAGGGUCAGCGAACUAAAGAAUUUUUAAUAAUUUUCAUAUUUUAAUCCCAGAGGAUCCUUUUUAAACAUAGGGCACUGGGUUCAAAUUUACUCCAACCAACAGGAGAUUGAGUAUACCCCACCUACCAAUAUUAGAGCCGCUGUUGAAACCUGCCCUCCCCAGUUACACAAUUUACUCGAAUUCUCUCCCGCCCUCCCACUUCUGACAUUUUACGCCCGCCGAGCUUUGCGAGGUUCUGCGAUACACGUAUUUCUAGUAAUUUUCAUAAUACUGUGGAAGCCCUCCACACGAUCACUACAUUAUUCCGCCCAUUUUUUGCCGGCUGCCAAAAGGUCCAAUUGUUUCGUUAUCUCACACCCUUGUUGAUAUGACCAACCUGUUAAUAUAAUAUGUGACACCAGCCUGUAAGUAAGACCAAUGUCCAAACACUGUUAAGUCUUCUACGCCGGAGCUUCUUUGUGUCGCCACACAACGCUCCCCGCCCCCACCCCAGACUGCACAGGGGUCAUAAACACUUUAUUUUUAAAAACACUGUUGGAUAUAUUUGUUUCAACAACUAAGCGAUUUCUCCGAUUUCGGUAAUUGGUUGAGAGUUAUGGUCUGUGAGAGUACACACCAAGGAAAUGACGCGAUGAUGGCGCAAAGUUUUUUUCUCUUUGUCUACCGCUCUAUUUUGCAAGAAACGUCGCCGGGAAAAGACCAUAAAAAUGAGGUCGAAGUGUUCAGAACUUUGCAGUAAAACCAGUCGCCUUCGGCUCAUGGUUUCACUUAAGUUUUCAACACUUUGAGGUCCUCUCUCUAGUGUACUCAGGGAAAAUAGCUGUUAAUUAAUUUUGUUAAACAGCAAAGUUGAUAGUAUCAAUUUUCUUAACCAACAGGGAUGUGACGCUGGAAUUACCUUUCACUUUAAGUCAUCCCAAGCCUGCAGAAGAAACACCUCCCCCCACACCCGUCCAAUCGGCACCCUCAGAAGAGGCGGCGCCAGGUAAAUACAACAUACGUAGGGAUGGGAGGGAGAAUUUACUUUUGUUGUGAUUGCAAACCAUCUGCACCCCGUCCCACAACCACCGUACAUAGCGGAGUUAGUAAAUAACAUGUUCAUGGAUUGGAGGGGAGUAUCAACCACCUUUCCCCCGCCCCCUCUCCCAAUUCUUUCCCACAGCAAACCCACUGAAGAGCUGGGCAACAAGUUGUAGUUGAAUAUACAGAUACACUAUUGUCUUUUUUUAACCAUCUCCACCCCCCUCCCCCACACCAUUGCAAUAAUCGUCGCCCAUAUGGAAGAAGGCAAUAUGGCUAAUAUAUUCCAAAGGGAUGAGUUCCCUGGUAGAGAACUGGGCUAGCAGGCCGAUUGUCUCGUCAAGCAACGCUCCUCCCCCUCUUCUUCCUCUCUUGUGGAGAAGCGUUGCUUGACAAGACUAAAACGGCUGCGUUGAAAACUAAGAAGCAGAAGGACGUAGGUCUCGACUCCAAUAGCCCAUUUCACAGUUGUGGGCUUAGUUUCCUAGCCUUUGAGUGAACGUGAGGCUGAGGUUGAGCUUGUUUUGAUACAAACCUCCUUCCUUUUCUACUGUAAAUUUUGCUUGAAAUUUACAUGAUAAAGCAGAAAGGGUUGUAUCAAAACAAGGUCAACUCCAGCCUCGUUUCUACCUGUACAUGAAACUGUAAAAUGAGCUAUAGAGUGAACUCGGAAUUUUUUCCAAGCUGCCUGUUUCACUGAUUUGAGAAACACUGUUCUCGACAUAUGGAGUGUUAAUGUUAUGGUUGUAUAUUUUGGUUGCGUUUUUAAUUUUAAGUGUUGAUUGUUGCUCUUUUUCAGUGGCUUCUGGUGAUGUGCCUGCACAGGCUGCGGUUGAUCACAAUUUGAUCGAUUUUGAUACCGAGUAAGUAUCUUGUGGUCGUACUCGACGAAACACGCGCAUUCCGUCGUUGGGUAACAAAGACCUGAAAUUGGUCAAUGGGAACCAUGAAGUCCUUUUAGGGGGUUGUGGGGUGUGGGAACUCAAAGUAAAGGUAUGCUGUCAGCUGGACCUUCAAACCCUGACCUUGUUUAAGGCAAAAAAAAACGUUCAUUUAGCUUGUUCUCUUACUCUCUCACGCGCAUUGAUUAUUUCGCGUCCCAUACCGUAAUCACUUGAUUAAAUGCCGCUCUCGAUAAUCGUCACAACCAAAUCAACAACGUGGCCUUUAUUUGGGGACUAUAAGAAAAAACUCGGUACAACUUUGUAAUCUACGCCAUCCAGACUUUUACGAUUCUAUCCCAGUGAGUGAAGUGCGGGAUUCUUUCUGUUCCACAUCAUAUUUGCAAAUGGUUUAUCGUAAUUAACCAUUUUCACAUGACCAUAAUGCACCUUAACUACACUCCCCUUAAAAAAUGCAUAAUAGAAGGAAGUUGGAAACAAUGGUUAUGCAAAAUUUGGAGGGGUAAACAAAUUAUAGUCUAUGUGAAAAUGGUGAAUUGUUUUGUCCGUGAUUUAAGAAAUGUUAUUAUUCAUUCAAAAUAUUUUUCCGUUUGUGAGUGACUAAACUCCCACGCAUAAUUCAUCAUAACCAGCAAUUGUCGACCAAAUUUGAAAGAAUUUUGUGAUAUGCAAAAAAUGACGUCAAUCGUGUAGCAAAAUUGCCAGAUUAUGGAACCCGUUAACCGACAAGACUUGGGCACAAGGUUGAGUUGUUUUGGUAGUGACUACAAAAUGGCGGAACAUUUCACUCGUUCCACCAGAAAGAAAUAGGCGAACUAUUGGCUAAAAACAUAGCACGAACAGCAAGAACGCAACUCGACGGACUACAUCCGCUAUUUGGCGAACACUUGCAGACCUGAACAACCCUUCAUCUCCUAAUUUUGCCGAUAAACAUGAACUUAACAUUGAUGAAGGUAAGCAUGUUUUAGCUGUUUUUUAAACUUGGAAUUAUUUUGAAUGAAUAAUAAAACAAUUAUUGAAUUCGUCUUUCGUAUCAUUUGAAGAAUUAUGGAGAUCUCAGAGGGUGUUAUCGACCCUCCUCGAUCUCUGUAAUUCUUCAGAUGAUACUCAUCCUUAUUCAAUAAUUGUUAAUUAUUUUGAAAUACGCACCGCCCUCAAGUAAACGCCGCAUUGGAAGCUCUAAACAGUAAACAAACGCCGCAGCGUUUAAUCGAAUAAAUACAGUAUUUCUUUUGUGCGCGCCACGCAGGGUACCUAACCUUCUCUUGGUUGAAAAGGUGGCGUAUUUUUAUUCCACUGAGUCAUAGGACUACCAGUUUUUACGAUUUAAUGAGGAAUCAUUUCUGUCUUAGUGGACCUGAUAAGCACGAAGAUGAUGAUCUUAUUUUUGAAGACUUCGCAAGACUAAGGCUCAAAGAAUCCGAACAUCUCGGAAGCACAGACGCCUGA